AUGCGGACAAUCUUCACCGCCGCUGCGAGGAAGGACGAGAACGCGACAACCUCUAACAAGCAGCAACAACAACAGCAAAAACAAGAAUGGCCGGAACCGAACUUAUGGGCGGAAUCGCACCCGAGAUAUCUCGUGAGCGAUUGGGACGACGACGACAACAAAGAAUGGGGCGAAGAGUUAUGCGCUGAACUCGACGACGAGGAAGACAAAGUAGAAAAACUGUUUUCUUCCGCCGCUGUCUCGGUGCCUGAAAAAGGAAAAGAGAAAGAACGACUCGCCGUUGCGCGAGAAGAUGGAAACGUAGAAGCAUCUGGAUCUAGAUCAUCAUCGUUGUCAUACUCAACGUCGACGACAAAGUCUGCGAUACGCGCGCCGAAACGGCCAAACAGCGAAGACUUAUCGAACGAGAUGUCGAGGGAAGAUUUUUGGAACGAAAUCAGAAAAGAAGCAGAAACAGAGGCUGCGAAAGAGCCAAUGCUGAGUUCUUUCUACUUUAGCUCUAUUUUGUCUCACGAUUGCUUGGAGAAAAGUUUGAGUUUUGCGCUCGCCAAUCGACUGUGCACGAAGACGUUGUUAUCGACGCAACUGAUUGAGAUUUUUAAUGAAGUUUUGUUGGCGAAAGAUAGCGAACAGCUGAGGAAUAACAUACGCAGAGACCUGGUCGCGGUACGCUCGAGAGAUCCUUCCUGUGGCUCGUACGUCCAAGCGUUGCUGUUAUUCAAAGGCUUUCACGCGAUUCAAGCGCACAGGAUUCAACAUUAUUUGUGGGAAAAAGGACAAAAGUCGUACGCGAGCAUGCUACAGUCGAGGAUCUCGGAAGCGUUAGGGGUUGACGUGCACCCGGCUGCAAAAUUUGGCGGAGGGAUUCUGAUGGACCACGCGACAGGUUGUGUCGUAGGCGAGACGGCUACCAUAGGUGACGACGUUUCCAUUCUUCAAGGGGUUACUCUGGGCGGUACCGGAAAAGAAGUUGGCGAUAGGCAUCCGAAGAUCCAAGAUAACGUAUUGAUUGGCGCACGAAGCACAAUUUUAGGAAACAUUGUAGUUGGAUCUGGUGCGAUGAUAGCGGCAGGUUCGUUAGUGUUGAAAGCAGUUCCGGCGAACGGUAUGGUUGCCGGAAAUCCAGCCAGAGUAGUCGGAAGAACGAAAGAUCGAAGACCGGCUUUGGUGAUGCGAACAAAAAUCGAAACCAGAGAAGACUCGAAAGAGUUUUGCGAGAUCUUUGCAAAAGCCGUGGUAGAAAAAGAUAAAUCGUUGAUGGCAGCGACGAUGAAGAUGGGACCAAAUUUAUCUUAUAGCUCAUCCUUGGACGAUGAACCGGGAAAAGUUGGUAAAAGUUCCAGCAGCGCGUUGAUUGAGAAGGCCUCCUCGCCGUUGUCUUCAGAAGAGCUGGUAAAACAAUUAGAUGAAAAGCGUCGACGAAGAUUGCGUGGCAAAUAG
This is a messenger RNA of Bathycoccus prasinos, 1440 nucleotides long. Its product is annotated as serine acetyltransferase. The transcript has a single exon. Gene Ontology annotation, molecular function: L-serine O-acetyltransferase activity. Gene Ontology annotation, cellular component: cytoplasm; cytosol. The record is from RefSeq and is a predicted model, not a curated record. Bases 1 to 1440 code for a protein of 479 amino acids. Lineage: Eukaryota; Viridiplantae; Chlorophyta; Mamiellophyceae; Mamiellales; Bathycoccaceae.